This is a messenger RNA of Uloborus diversus, 1513 nucleotides long. Its product is annotated as tRNA pseudouridine synthase-like 1. The transcript has 8 exons. The coding region runs from base 506 to 1513 and encodes 335 amino acids. Lineage: Eukaryota; Metazoa; Arthropoda; Arachnida; Araneae; Uloboridae. The record is from RefSeq and is a predicted model, not a curated record. Gene Ontology annotation, biological process: tRNA pseudouridine synthesis. Gene Ontology annotation, molecular function: RNA binding; pseudouridine synthase activity.
UGCCGUGUGUGAGUAAAUUGCUCAGGUUUUGCACCGUUUGAUGUCUCUUCUCAUGGUCCUGCUUAAGGCUAUUAACUCUUAAUUUCUUUUUCUUUUGUUUUCUUCAGCUUUUGGGUUUUCCCCUGGUUGGGGUUGGGUUUUAUUUUUGUUUGUUUCUUCGUCCUCGGCUUUCGACCUUAUGUCAUUAGUGUUUGUCGUCUUGUCUAUUUGCUGAGGCCUGUCUUUCCUUUUGUGUUUCUAAUGGAAACGGGACAGAUUUUGGAGUAAUAGGUGAAGCCACUUUGGUAGAGUGAAGCAUAUACCUCAAGAAAUAAUAAUAAUAAGAAGAAGAAGAGUAAAUUUCUUAUAUAUUUUAAAAUCAAGUUACACUCCCCAAGAGCAAUGCAUUUGAGAACUUUUUCAACUCACAAUUUAAAUUACUGAGGAUAAAGCAAUGGAUUCAGUAUUUCAAAUACAUUUCAGCAUUUUUUGAAACAGUCGAUUUCCUAUUAAGUUUUUCAUCAAUAUGGUACGUUACCUGUUGAGAAUGAGCUACAUUGGAACAAAAUACAGGGGCUCUCAAAAAACACCUGGGUAUCCCAAAGAAACAAUUCAAGGAAUUCUUGAGAGUGCUCUGAAGACUAUAGAUUCAAAGACUGAACCCCUGUCUGCUUUUGCCAGCCGAACUGAUAAGGGAGUUCAUGCUUUAAUGAAUACAUGUCAUGUAGAUUUAGAGCACAAAAUAAGUGGAGAAGUUUUUCAGCCUUCAUACAUUAAAAGCAAAGUGAAUAGUUAUUUUAAACAGAAUAAUGAAGAAAUUAUACUUACCAACGUUGCUGUAGUUCCUGACAACUUCCAUGCCAGAAAAAGUGCUAAAUGCAGAAGUUACAUUUAUCGGUUAGCUAUUUUGAAACCUGAGUUAAAUUUAAAUUAUUCAAACAAGCCGUCAUUUGUAGAAUAUUUACCUAUCACUGAAAUUAAUAGGUGCCAUAUUGUUCCGGGUUGUUUGAACACGGACUUAGUGAAAGAGGUUGGAAAGCUCUACCAUGGAUUGCAUGAUUUCACAACAUUUACCAAGUAUAUAGUUAGAGAGCCCUGGAAAAAUCCUCAAAGGUUUAUACAAGAAUUUGAAUUUUAUGAAUCGUCUCAUCUCACCAGCUUUCCCGAUCAACAAGCAUUAAAUUUCACCAUGUGGGAAUUCUUCAUACAGUCCAAAGCCUUUCUAUACCACCAAAUAAGAAAAUUAGUUGGAACCGCUUUGUCAGUUGGUUUUGGAAUACUUUCACUUGAUGAUGUAAAACUGAUGCUAGAAAAACCAGGUGCUGACAUGUGGAUUAAAAGUUUGUUGCCUCCAGCUUGUGGUUUAUAUCUUUCAAAUGUAGCUUAUGAUAAACAAGAAAAACCAGGUGCUGACAUGUGGAUUAAAAGUUUGUUGCCUCCAGCUUGUGGUUUAUAUCUUUCAAAUGUAGCUUAUGAUAAACAAGAUUAUAUUUUCCAUGGCUCAUCUGAAGGUGGUACAAUUCAAUGUUCUUGA